Wyeomyia smithii (pitcher-plant mosquito) is the source of this 2817-nucleotide messenger RNA. RefSeq lists its product as uncharacterized. Lineage: Eukaryota; Metazoa; Arthropoda; Insecta; Diptera; Culicidae. The record is from RefSeq and is a predicted model, not a curated record. The coding region runs from base 280 to 1902 and encodes 540 amino acids. The transcript has 2 exons.
UCUUGGUUCAGUUUAGCCUUUACGAAUAGACUUGAAUUAUUGAGAACUGUAGCAGAGGGUCCAAAGCCCCUGUAAAGGAGGAUGGUUGCAACAGCUCUUAACCAUGGCUGUUGCGUAAAAUCCAAUGGUUAAAACCCCUAAGCUAAGGUGUAAUGCGACCCGUGCCGAUGGAUGACGUGGUGGGGGGGGUUUAAGAAAUACCCAGCCUCUAACGGAGCCUGUGGAGUACCAGGGCACCCUUCACAGUAAUUAGCCCUUACUGCAUCACGCGGGUCACUGAUGCAGCGGACUCUUCUUUACCCAGCGACUCGUGGGAAUUUUAUGAACGACAAAACUUCACAAAAUUCGGCCACCGGCAGCCUUUCUUUGCCGGAACCCAUGGACUCAUCGGAGCGUAGUCCAAUAAAAACAAACGCACCGGGCAGAACGGAGGAGAUGGAGCAUGAGGAUGAUUUCAACCUCGACAGCGAAUCGCUGGACGGAGGACCCUCGGCUUCAUCCUUAAUCCUACUUUCUCCACAAGGGAAUGACGAAAGUCAAAUGGACUUAGUUCCCGGUCCACAGACAAGGCCCGAUGACGAAGGGAAACCCGAAUCAUCGGCACCCCUUGUCAAGCGACUUUCAAAUGCGCAAAGGCGGCGACUGAGCAAAAAUCUUCGCUCCGGUCUCUCGUACGAAGAAGCCAGGAAGCUGGCCCUCCUUCCAACAGAGCAGCCUGCUCAAUCGAACCAAGUUGCCGUCAAGCGACAGCGGUCGGACGACUUGGUGUCACCAAACACCAGUACUAAGUGUCCACAGCCUAAAAAACUGCGGAACGGCACUGGUUUGGGGUCAUCGGGUUCGAAGCCGCUCCCGAAGGCCACAUAUAGGGACAUGGUGGGAGCUAUAAGCCUUGCGGUUACUUCUGCUACCCACCCCAGCUCCCUACUCACAACGGACCAGCUUCAGGCUGUCCGGACCUCCAUCCUCGAUCACAUUGCGAACCAGGAAAAUCCAACCACCAAGCCCAAGUUUAACGGUUGCCAUCUAAAAAAUGGCUUCCUGCAACUUGCCUGUGCCGACAACGACACAGUGCAGUGGUUGGAAAGGGAGGUACCUUCUCUCGUACCAUGGGAGGGAGCACAACUUCGUGUAUACCACAUGAAGGAUCUGCCGAAGGCCAGACGGUAUGUCGGUUACUUCGCGGACAGUGCGAACUCUCCGGACGAGAAGAUUCUUCGUUCACUCCAGAAUCAGAACGACCAUCUCUCUACCAAAAUGUGGCGAGUCUGUAACCGCAAAUUGGUAAAGACCUUGGUCGAACUAGUUCUGGAUAUUGACGAAGAAUCGGCCAAACUCGUUGAGAGUAGAAAUUAUGAACUGCACUACGGUUUCGGCAAAGCACGCAUCCGAAAGGUAAGCGGAAGGCCGAACGUCACAGGCGGGAAAGACUCCGUCGCAAUGUCAGGGAAGGUACGUGCGGGUAACUCCUCCGGGAGUACUCUGCCACCACCCAGGCAAAACGAUCCUGCGAAUGGGCUAAAGGUUCGCGUGGGAAACUCCUCCGGGAGUGCCCCACAACCACCCAAACGCAACCCUGCGAUUGGGAAGGUACGCGCAGGAUGCUCCCCCGUGAGUGCCCUGUCACCACCCAAAAAACGCAACCCCGCGGCUGCUCGGACGGUUCCGCCGAAGACUCGCAAGAGUGUGAAGCAUCAACCACCGAAAAGUCGCACCCCCCGGAGUCAAAAACCACCACAGUGUGCGCGACGACCUUCUGUUGCCAAUCGACUGCUGCAACCGAAGCCGAACAGUGAGGAAGAGCAACUUCCAUCAACCAGCCAAACCGCUGUUGGCAGCCGUCAGCCAAUACCAGGAUCAUCUUCCGAUCCGGACAAAGACGGCAACUUCACUGCAAAGUGAGCAGCCUUCGCUGCGUGCAAGCGAAUCUCCAUCACGCAAAAGGCGCCUCGGGUGUUCUUUGCAGGAGAUUCGCCAAAGAGCAGCUAGCGGCUGCUUUCAUCCAGGAGCCGUGGAUCAACGAAUCCAAAGUUCUCGGACUUAACGCUCCUAACGAAUUUAUCCAACGCGACGUCGUUGCCGUCACGGUUGAAGUACCGACAACCAGAGGAAAGCAGGAAAUGGUUGUCGCGUCGGCCUACUUCCCGGGCGACCAAGGUGAUAUACCGCCACCCGAAGUUGCUGCGCUCGUGCGGUACUGCAAGGCCAUCAACAAGCCGUUUCUGAUCGGCUGCGAUGCCAACGCUCACCACACGAUCUGGGGCAGCUCGGACACCAACACCAGGGGUGAGUACCUACUUGAAUACCUUACUUCUAACGAUGUCAAUGUAUGUAAUGUAGGGAAUAACCCCACGUUUAUCAACGCUAUUAGACAGGAGGUCCUUGAUCUCACUCUGUGUAGCGCCUCUAUUUCUGAAAGGAUUAAAAAUUGGCAUGUCUCCGAUGAAACUAGUUUGUCGGACCACAGACACAUCGUUUUUAAUAUAGAGGCUAACCCUCUGAAAAGAGAGCUGUUCAGAAAUCCUAAGAAUACAGAUUGGGAAUCCUUUAAGGAACGCCUGAUCGAUUCACGAACUUUCAGUUACAGCAACAUUCGAAAUUCUGUUGACCUGAAUUCGGCAGCAAAUGAUCUACAAAACAGAAUCAUGGAUGCUUUCGACGCUAACUGUCCACUAACACAGCGGUCAGUAUGCCGUGACGUACCCUGGUGGAAUGAUCAACUUAGUGACCUUCGUCGGGAAACUAGGCGGUUGUUCAACAGGGCAAAAGUCACGUCUAACUGGGACGACUACAGGGCGUCCCUCACUAAAUACAACG